Brassica napus (rape) is the source of this 2271-nucleotide messenger RNA. RefSeq names its product glutathione S-transferase U18. NCBI's taxonomy places the organism in Eukaryota, Viridiplantae, Streptophyta, Magnoliopsida, Brassicales, Brassicaceae. The transcript has 2 exons. The record is from RefSeq and is a predicted model, not a curated record. Gene Ontology annotation, molecular function: glutathione transferase activity. The coding region runs from base 133 to 615 and encodes 160 amino acids. Gene Ontology annotation, biological process: glutathione metabolic process. Gene Ontology annotation, cellular component: cytoplasm.
UUUGUAUCCAUCACCUAACAAUAAUUGAAACAUCCCCAUCUUUGCUUUCAUACAUCUAAACCAUAACAUUCUCUCUCACAAAAACAAACACACAUCGAGUUCUUCUUCUCGGUUCUUAAUUUCCGCGAUAAAAUGGUGACCGGCGACGUAAAGCUGAUUGGCUCAUGGGCUAGUGUCUUCGUCAUGAGGACCAGAAUCGCUCUCAACCUCAAAUCUAUUAGCUACGAGUUUCUCCAGGAGACAUACGGUACUAAGAGCGAGUUGCUCCUUAAAUCUAACCCGGUUCACAAGAAGAUGCCGGUUCUGAUUCAUGCUGACAAACCCGUGUGUGAGUCCAACAUCAUCGUUCAGUACAUCGACGAGGCUUGGAGCUCAUAUGGACCGUCUAUUCUCCCUUCUCAGCCCUACGACAGAGCCAUCGCUCGGUUCUGGGCCGCCUACGUAGAUGAUAAGUGGUUUAUUGCUCUGAGAAGUAUCCUAACCGCUCGAGGAGAAGAGGAGAAGAAAGCAGCCAUAGCUGAAGUCGAAGAAAGGACUGACCAUUUAGAGAAAGCCUUCAUCGAGUGCAGCAAUGGGAAACUGAUUACGCGUUUGAGCACACACCAAUUAACCUAAUGUGCCAACAAUACCACAAUAGAAUGGUAUGUCAUUGUAGCAUUUUAGGAUCGAAUCCACAGAGAACUAGAGACUUAUAACACCAAGAAUACACAAACCUUCCUAAUCUAAGCAAACAAGAAGAUAGAUGAUUUGUAACAAACUAAUAUCCUAGAAAUAUAAACAAGUGAAUCCAUGGGCUAAGGGAAUUGACUUCAAGUAACUAAAAUCCAAUCUAGGUGACAAGCUUUCAAUCAAAGUAAUCUCUUAAGUCUAAACACAAUUUUAGACAAGUCCUAUGUCUAGGUAAAUGUCCAUUUGCUUAGAAAUCAUUAAACAUCAAAUGUCUUUGGCUUAAUUCAAUCAAGCAAUCUUUAAGUUCAAGUUUAAUAACUAUCUAGCAAUUUUAACAUCAAGUGUCCUUGGCUAAUCUCACUAGAGCUUAGUUGAGUUGAUUCAAACACUUCAUCUAAUCAUGUCUGAUGAGAAGUGUUUAGAAAUCAGGUUUAGAGUGAUCAAGACUAAACAAGCAUUAAAAAUACUCAACAAGCAAGUUCAUACAAGGAUCUAAUACAAUAACACCAUAGAUCUUCACUAAGUUACUCUAAUCUCCCUAACCCAUGAAUUCUUAAGGAAACUACUCACUAAUCUCCAUGAAAACACUUAAUCUCAUAAUAGAUUGAAGCAUAUUCAAGUGGAUACAACAGAGAAUAAAGAUAAACAAGGAUUUAAACAAGCAAAACGAAAUUAAAACUCAAGAACAGAUGAUGAACAAUUGAAGAACAGCUCAAGAACACUAAGAACAAUGAUAUUUCAAAGAGAGAGAGUUUUGACAAGUUAAAUUAUUACAAAGUUGGAUAAUGAUGUUUCUUGCCCACUCUUUUGAUAAUAAGAAAGCAAAUAUUAUACAGAAAAGUAGGAAAAAUCGUGCAAAGGAAAGGUGGGUGGAAGAAAGUGGGAAGUUGGUUAAUCCCAUCAACUUUCCAGUGGUCCCCGACGAGGGUUGAUACACCUGUAGUAAAUCGAUUAUAACUUAUCCAAUACAGCUCCAAAUGACUUGAAACCACUUCCAUUGGAAAGCUAACUCAAUUUCCAGUGUCUCCACAAAUUUUCAGCUUCAGAAAAGAUCUUUAAGGCUUUCAUCCGUGUUCAUCUUUCACUCUCCGGAUUCGGGAGCGACCUCGCUGUGUCGCUGCGAGAGGUCGCUCCGGAUUCGUUGUCUCCGGGUGAUCAAUACGCGAGCGACUCUUCCCUGUCGCUCUAGUAAGGUCGCUCUGAUAGGGAGAUCAGAGCGACUUGACGGUGUCGCUCCCAGCUGGUCGCUCCGGUAAGGUGCUCGCCCAAUGAUCACUUUUAACAUUUCUUUUGGACUCCAAUUGCACUCAAAAUCCCACCAAUGGUCCUCUAACUCAUCCAUGGUGCUCUCCAACACCUGAUAUGUACAAAUGCAAUGAUAUGCAACCUAAAUGUGCCUAAAUGAUGCUCUAAAUGACCAAACCAUGCAAGAAUAAGAAGUUAAAAACAUGUAAAUUCACAAGAUAUCAACUCCCCCACACUAGUCCUUUACUUGUCCUCAAGUAAACUUUCAAGUCCUAAGAAGGAAGAAGUUUGAAAAAGGGAGCUCAUAGCCAAAAGACACACAUCCUAGCUCUUCUACAACAUUCCAAAUGAUCAUAG